UUAGAUCUACUGCAACAGUUUUCGAUUUUGUUUAAACUAAAAACAAUAAACUGCAAAAAUAUCAACUGUUUCUCAAAAGUGAAGAAAGUUCUGCUGUUUCUUAUUUAUACAACUAUUGGUUGUAACAUAGAGAUAAGUUUAUAGAGGAAAAUCACUUGGGAUAAUGACGUGCUAUAGGACAUUAAAUGUAAUGGUCAAAGUGAUUGUUUUCUGCUUGGUCUGGUCUGGUGAUAUAUAUGUAGCAGCAUCAGGAUCAGACACCAAAGAUAUAGAGAAUGACAAUUCAUUGUCUAUUCCUCUGAUAAGCGACAAGGGAGCACCACUGGUUGCCAUGCUAGAUACGAAUACCAUCAACAGGAAAAUCAAAGUUUACAUCAGAACACUUAUGAGAGAAACUAUUCAAAAUGCUGUGCAAGAGCAAAUUCAGGAUAUUUUUAAAACAUCAUUUGACGAAAACUCAACCAUAGACUUUAUCAGAAAUAUGACCAUGCAGGGAAUAAAUGAUAUUUUGAAGGAACAAGGACAAGUGAAACUGUUAGAAUCUGUGCGGAAUCAAGAAAUAAAUAAUGGGCGAAAAUCAUUUGACGAGGAUUCGAGGGUGGACGACAUUUUGUAUGAAUUACAAGGUCAGUUUCUCAUUUUGGUCUUUUAA
Mytilus trossulus (common blue mussel) is the source of this 652-nucleotide messenger RNA. RefSeq lists its product as uncharacterized. The record is from RefSeq and is a predicted model, not a curated record. The transcript is spliced from 2 exons. Lineage: Eukaryota; Metazoa; Mollusca; Bivalvia; Mytilida; Mytilidae. Bases 164 to 652 code for a protein of 162 amino acids.